Molecule: messenger RNA, 1620 nt
Organism: Phytophthora nicotianae INRA-310
Lineage: Eukaryota; Oomycota; Peronosporomycetes; Peronosporales; Peronosporaceae
Exons: 2
Coding region: 68-1309 (413 amino acids)
Source: RefSeq, a predicted model, not a curated record
UUGCACCUGAGUUGUGCGAGUCUUACAAAGCGCUUUUAAUACUAUAAAAUUCAAUCAGGAAGAAGAGAUGGCGUUGUCUCCGAGAUACACGCGUGUGGGGGCGGAGGAGAGCCGUGACGACCUGGCCCUAGUGCGGCACGGAAGCGGCAAGUUCUCUGCGCAGACAACACAGCGCAGCUUCACGACUGAGGAUCUGCCCAGCGCCAAGUCGUUCGUGAACGUAUCGGAUGCUGCAGAGGAGACUAAGAAACGCUCUGGCUCCGACAUCUUCGAGAGCAGUCGUAUGGCCAUUAUUAAAGGCAUACAGGGCGUUGGACUCGAUCGUGUGGUGGACUCAGUGCAGAAGGCCUUCACACCUGACGACUCGGAGCGAGUAUUGAGAGCCGAGUGGCUCGUGGUGGAGACGGAGGAGGAGCAACUCCAGCAGCUCCAAGAGGUUGUGCACAAGCUUCAAAAGGCUUUCAAGUUCUCCAAUAGACUGCGGACUCUAGUCAAACUGGCUAAUAGUACACUAGCCAAGUGCGACGAGCUCGUGGAGCGCAGUCAGGCGCAUCUGGAGCAGUGUAACCUUAUGUUCGCUCAAUGUGCGACCGAGAUCGCCACACUAACGGACUAUUUGAGUAAGUUGAGAGAAGCUGUGAUCCCGCCGCUACAGACCAAGGACCAUAACGAGGAGAAGAAAAAUGCUCGACGAGCAGAGUGGGCGCUGGCCAGGAUGACUCAAUGUUCUCAGUCUAUGGUGUCGGAGAUGAGAGAGAGCUUGGAUGAAUUGGAUGACUUGACGACCGAGUGCACCAAGUUGAUGGUGCAGAGUAUCACGUUGCUGCAUAUGAGAGGAAGAUCUGCUGAUUUUAGCGGCACUGGUGUGGCUGCAGGCGCGGCUGGUGUGGUGGCUGGAGCGGUCGUGGGUGUGGCUGGAAUUGUUGCUGCUCCAGCGACGAGUGGGCUGAGUGUACCCAUCUCACUUGCGGGCAAGAGUUUGUUUCUGUCGGGUAUUGCGGCUCUGACGCCGUCCAGUAUCAUGCUCACCCGCCAAAGCCAGCAGCUUCAUGGACUGUCGUCGCUGGUGGUGAAUCUCAAAUCUUGCUUGGAGAUUAUGAAUCAGAAAAGGGAAGAGAUGGCAGUGGCUUUUGCAGCGGUGGAAGGUCUCGAUCUAGAUAUUAAGCAAGCGACGGACUUCUGCCAGGACGCGAUCGAGCUGGAGAGCUCCAUUUACGUGAGUUUUACUGGAAUAUUUUCUUGUGUGGUAGAGAAAAUUUACUGUAUUCUUUUGGUGAAACUUGUAGGAGAAUUCGUGGGGCUUUAUUGAGGAUAUCAGUGUGAAGCUCAUGACGCUCAACCAGUCGGUACAGCUCUUCCAGGCGUCUCCAAGUAUCUGGCACUUUUGCAAGUCGGAAGAUGCCAUGUACCAGUACCUGCUUGCUGAAGAGGAGGAAAACUGAGCUCCAGUAGGAUACUGUGACCACGGAAUACACAAUUCAUCGCCACGCAGCAGCAGAGGUUUGUAUCCACGCAACUAUGCGCGGACAUUAUCGCCCACUUUCAUUUUGUACAUGUAGCCAUUUUGCGUCGUAUUCGCAAAAAGUACAUACCCGCUUUUGUCAAUCAAUUCUUUUGUCA